GGAGGCAGGGAGGCAGGCAGGGAGCAUGGCGGAGGCGGAGGCGGGAGGGGGGGACGGCGGUGCGGGCGGCCCGCCCGGCCCCUGCCCCGGCGCGGACAGCGGGAACGUCUCGCAGAGCCACAGCAGCGCCUCAGGCCUGGGAGAGCCGGAGGACGAGGACGCCUCGGAGGCGUCGCUCAGCGCCAUCGCCGCCGCCUGCUCCGCCUACCUGCUCGCCGACCGCAGCCUCUUCAGCGACCAGAUAGAAAGCUUAGACAAGACUCUAGAAGAUUUGCUGACCAGAGUGGAUGAGUUUGUGGGAAUGCUGGACAUGAUUCGAAGUGAUUCCUCUCAGGUUGUCAAUGAAAGUCUACCUCAGAUUUACUCAAAAGCUACAGAAAUGAGACAGAUAUACAGGAAGAUUGACAAACUAGAGGCUUUUGUGAAGAUGGUUGGAAACAGUGUAGCUGAACUUGAAGAACGGGUCAUAAAGGCAGAAACAGACUUUGGAGCUUUUCCGAGCACAUUCAAGAAAAUCUUGCACACAAUAAGCAUGCCAUCCUUCCUUAAUAAACCAUCUUCUUCACGACAACAGACCCCCUAUGAACCUCCAGUCCUCUUCAAGACUGAAGACUAUUUCCCAUGUCUUAAUGAAGCACCUUAUUGAUGAUUUUUUGCUUUGGGAUUGAUUUGAAUCAGCCAGAACAGAGACAGCCAAGUGAACAAAAGAAAUGCUAACCUCAAGCCAGCGGCGUUUCUGAGCAUUAUUGAUGGCAUAUUGCCAUUCUGAUUCUUAUUGUCUUCCUUCAGGCAGUAUUUUCAGGUAAUCUUUGUUUGUGUACCUUAUUUCUAAAGUCUUCCUAAAACACAGUAUAAGUUUUCAGAUUAUGCUGGGAAAGGAACUUAAGAACUCUUUUGCAUUAGGCUUUUUUUUUUUUUUUAAUAGGGAAAUAAUGGGAGACAUACUUUUAUAUCAAAAAUCUUUUUAACACACACAUAUCUAUGCUGCUGCAACUGUAAAUAGCCAUACCACAAAACGUCUUUUGUUCUUGUUUUUUUUUCUAAUGUACUGAUUGAGGUGAAAGAAAAGCUAUGCAUAAAAUAAUCUACUCUGUGUUUUGGAA
Messenger RNA from Apus apus (common swift), 1103 nucleotides. It is a transcript of the gene BLOC1S4, whose product is annotated as biogenesis of lysosomal organelles complex 1 subunit 4. Gene Ontology annotation, cellular component: BLOC-1 complex. The transcript is spliced from 5 exons. NCBI's taxonomy places the organism in Eukaryota, Metazoa, Chordata, Aves, Apodiformes, Apodidae. The record is from RefSeq and is a predicted model, not a curated record. The coding region runs from base 26 to 646 and encodes 206 amino acids.